Moesziomyces antarcticus is the source of this 870-nucleotide messenger RNA. RefSeq lists its product as uncharacterized. The transcript has a single exon. Lineage: Eukaryota; Fungi; Basidiomycota; Ustilaginomycetes; Ustilaginales; Ustilaginaceae. Bases 1 to 870 code for a protein of 289 amino acids. The record is from RefSeq and is a predicted model, not a curated record.
AUGCCACCAUCACCUCGCGUGAACCUCUGCUGUUCUCAGAAUCUCUAUCCCCAGUCGACGGCAAGCACGAUGCGUUGGCUCUCGCUUCUUUCGGUCGCACUUUUGCUCGUUCACAUUGAAGCCGGUGGCGCAUCGCCGGUUGCACCAGCUACAAAUGAAGAUGCAAUCAUCUCGCCUCGAGGAUCGACUGCGCAGGACGCUUCACAAAAAGUCAUCAACAAACGUGCGGUGAACCACGCCGCUGGCAUCGUUGCAGGACGUGGCAAUAAUGCGAUGCAGGAGGCUAAUCUGCACGACCUCUCGACGACCGACCUGUUCAAGACGCUGGUCAUCUACGACGUUCAGCAACGCGCUCGGGAAGAAUCACAGCGUGCUUCAGCUCAAGAUGGCUUCCUCCCAUCUCUUUCCGAUAUGAACCCAUUCGUGACGCACGAUUAUGUGGUACGGCUCGAACGGAAUCGGCCUCUGGUCCAGCUCCCCUCGAACCGUCGAGAAGUCAAGGAAUCGGUGAUCGGCCUGCUGAACAACCGGUACUACCACCAACUCAACGUCAACCACGAUGCGAGCUUCUACAAGGGCGGCGAGGAGCCCGUCGCGAAUGUACGUUCUCCGGAUAGCGCGUGGAUGGAUAUCCGGCCCUCCACGCGUCGGGUGACGGAGACCCAGCUGACGAAACAGGCUCUGGAAGCGCUCGGACGAACGCGAGAGUGGGCCAAGGAGCAGGAACGUGCCCACCCCGGUACGAUGCCCAACGAGGCGGUCGAUCGAGCUUUGGAUUGGGCGUGGGGCGUGUGGCUCAAAGGCACGGGCAUGGGCGCAGGCCACGCCGACUUUCCGGUCGAUACAAUCAUCUCCAAAAUGGCCCGUUGA